UGCAUUUCCUUCUAGCCCCUCUGCAGGAUGUCAGGAGAGACAUGGCUGGGAGGGCUCCCCAGGGGAAGGGGGCCAGAAAUACCCUGGCCUUUUGGCUGGAUGAUUCUGCCUGCCUUCUCAAGCGCUUUCUUGUGUAAGCAUGGUGUGUUUCUCGUAGCACACGUGUCUGUGAGCUCACCCUUUUAAGUGAUGUGAUACCGGAGAGGCGGGGAAGGGAGAGGAGCUCUUGGGAGCUCCCUUUGCCAAGGGUCACAAUGCUCUCCAUCUCCACCUCGUCCCUUCCAGGGAAUCCCUGGCGCUCAGCAGGGCUCUGGGAAGGAAAAGGUAGCCCACUUUGGUCCAGUGAGAGAGCACAUUUCCCCAGGACCAAAACUUCUGUUGUUCAUAGACGUGAGUCUCGGCAAAGCUUUUUUUAAGUCCCCAAAUGCCCUGUGAGGUUACAAAGUGCUGAUCACAGCUGAGUUGGGCUGGCAGAAAGGCCUGAAGAAAUCGGAAGCUGGGGAGGCGGUGGAGGUCACCCCCUAAAGUCUUCGUUGGGAACCAUUGAAGGUACGGGAUACACUUGGCGAAGGAGAAAAAGAAGACAUGGAAAAGGAUUUGAAAGGACUGAAGGAAGGCGGCUGCCAAUGGAGGACUUGUGAAGGGAUACUACAGUAUAACCCCUGCUUCUUUUGGUUGCUGUUAGCAGUUCUAAAAAGAGACAGUUUGGAGAAGUCAGCACCCCGGUCUUCUCGCUGUACAGUGAGCAGAAGAUGUUCCCCCCCAAAGAAAAAAAUGGGGAAGUGUUUGGCAUUCUACAUAUUUGUGUAGAACGUCUGCCUAAGAUUUGCCCUGGCUUGUUGCAGCUCUGCUUCUAAAAGCCACCCGACUGAGAACCAGCAAUCCAGAAGAUACGCCGGAAGGAUUUGCAGCUGCUCCUUCCGACAGCCUGGCAGUUGCUGCUGCUGGGCCCGGGGGAAAGGGCCUGUCCAUCCUGGCCAUUGGCUGGCAAAUGUUCUGGGACCUUGUGAUGUCACAGACACUCCCUGGCAGGUUCCUGCCUGGCUGGAGGCCUGGCAUGUUUUCAGGGCUCCUUGGAGGUGGUGAGAGAUUGGGCUUAGGGCUCCAGGAUGCUACUGGCCUGCCUGUUCACCAUAAGUGUCCUCUCCUUGCCUUCACGUGAGUCCAGAAGGUUGCCUUGUGGCCAGAAACGGUUCUCUUUGCCUUUUCCCUCUAGCAAGGGCUAUUUUAAAUCAGAUCUCGGUCUGUCAGACUCAGCACAGGCCUCUCUUCUGGAGUGUCAGGCGGGCCUCUUUGCUACCUGGAGGUGCUGAGAACUCAGCCUGGGUUUUUGUGCUUGCAAGGCUCAAGUAAUGGUCCUGACUGUCUAGCACAGAUUUGGGGCUGGGGAGCCUGUUCAGGCCUGUGGCCAGACAAGCUGCAGAACAUUUGGGCUCUACAUCUGGUGUACGUCUGUAGCCCUCGUAGAUGUUCAGAUGCGAGGAGGUCAUUUCUGUAAGCAGCCUACAGCCAGGCUGGUUUCAAGUGGUUAGACAAAUUGUACGAGUCAGUAAAAUGAACAAUACGUUUCCAUUGCUGUCUGUGUGGGAAAUUCUUCCCGCCCUCUGCUCAGCCUUAGAGGCCCUACUGUUCUGCCCCUGUGUGGAUAGAAUCACUCAGAAAAGAUACGUGGAAUGGAGGGAGCAGAAAAGUUGGAAGAAACUGGGUUUUGGCUUCUCUGCUGGCAAUUUUAAGACAGUUGCUGGGCACUUAGGGCUGACCCAGCUUCAGCCUCAUCUACAAGGGAGGGAAGCCAAGAACAACUGAAGGCACAGAUGACGUUAUUUCUCAGGGGCAGGCCCAGGUGCCUGUUCCUUUGGCCGCUGGGGGAGCUCUGCUUAAUAUCCCAGGCUGCGAGGGGAUUUUGCCCUGUAGCUGGUUCCCAUGCCUGGUGAAAUCUGGGACAAAAGGUCAGCCAAACAAUAAUGCUGGGUGACACACGCACGCAAGAUACUGACUCGGGGCAAAAUCCUGACUCAGGAUCGCCGUGGGAAGAAUACGGGAAAUACCUCCCACGUUCUUUUUUGCAUUCAGAAUUCUUCCUUUGAUUUGCAGUGAGAAUGAGCAGGGUAGAGGCCUCAAGAGCUCAUCUAGCCAAUUUUGAAUUCCACCCAAAACAAAGAAAGAAAAUAGUUGCCUCUCCUAAAGUUGCCUGGAAGGAGGAGGAUGACGAAGAAGAAGGAUCUGAUGAGCGGAUCGUUCGGAGAGCUGUGAGGAAGUAUCCAGAAGACGCUGAAGAACACAGGGAAGUUGGCCAUCGGCAAAUCUCCAUCCCUGUGGGGAGAGCUGAGGCCAACUGCCCUGAAGUACUGGCGAGAGGGACCCUGGCAGCGAUUGUGGCUGCCUUAGCUUUCUUGGGCUUCUUUUCCACUUCUGUUCUUCUGGUGGUGGCGGUCUGCGUCUUGCGGCUGGUGGAUAAGCAAAGGAAAACAGGGAAGGAAGGGAAAACAGGCUAUUCUCCUCCUAGAAGAUCUCUCCCUCCUAUCCCACCUCCUCGUCCAGAGCGUACGUACAUGACCGUGAAACCACACGGCUACGAACGCCGCCAGCCAGCCACCCCGUGUGCCACCGAGGGUGCCUACCUGAGUGCCGAUGAGCUGAAUCCUGGUCCCAGAACUGUUCUGAAUCGCCACCACCAGAACAUGAACGUGUCACCGCGACCCAAGUCCGCCCCGGAGGGCGAGUAUGUUAGUCCUGAAAAGCUGCAGCCCUGUUCCAUUCUUCCCUUGGCAAAGAAGUGUGUGACUGUGGAAGAGUCUGACCCCGCAGCCAUAAUGGGAGGCUCUCCAGAGAUUGGGAUGACCCCUCGAGGACGCGACAGUCAUAUUUAUGAAGAAGUGGAAUAGGAGAAUCACCACGGAGACGGUCGGCUGACGCGCUGUAUGAACUUCUCCAUGGAGGCCUUGGGCUGCAGAAUAGCCCUUCGGCAGGGUACCACUGGGACCUCCUCUGGUCUUCCUAUUAAACCGUGCUUUAAUCCCC
Python bivittatus (Burmese python) is the source of this 3021-nucleotide messenger RNA. The record is from RefSeq and is a predicted model, not a curated record. NCBI's taxonomy places the organism in Eukaryota, Metazoa, Chordata, Lepidosauria, Squamata, Pythonidae.